GAUAUAAAAGCAGGGUGAAGUUUGGGUAUGCCGAGUAGUUUCAAACAGCUAGUAGUUUUAAACGGACGUAUAAGGACGAGGUUGUGUGCCAUAUUUUCGAAAACUAGAUUUCCAAGAUUGCACCACAAUACCAGACUGUUAUAAAUUAGUCGCUAUAACAAACGCUUUUAUUAACUAAAAAUUGAGAACAAAUGAUUCAUGAAAAAAUGGGAACAGGAAAAUUUUUAAUCGAUGGAAAAAAAGAUAAUUUGUUCCAUUCAACAAAUGCACAACAUGGGCAAACAUGGUUCAAUACACACGUUCCAGGCUAUAAUGCAGGCCAUCCUCUCACACAACAAACUCUAUAUAAUUCCGCCAUUCCACAGGUUGCAUUUGAGCAAAUCUGCUCCGCCUACGCUUACCAACAACAGCAACGAGCGCAGUUGAUUGUCAGCCACCACCAAUCAGCAACCGAAGUGCUCGAUCUCUCGCAACGCGAGUCCUUUGAAUCGACGUCAACAAUGCCGAAGACACCUCCUUCCUACCAGACAAAUUGGGACAAUGCCGAAUCGCCAGCACGAUCACGCCAUAUCUACGCCAAUAACGGAGAAGAAAAAGAAUCACAACAACCACAACAAAUACCAGUCAAUUUACUUUACAAUGCACAACAUCAAAUGGGUCCGUUUGGCCCCUUCUACCCUACGCUAUACAACUCAAUCGAUAACAUAUCCAAAGAAGUCAAAGCAGCUACUACGCCAUCGCAAGCACUAGCAUUAACACCACCAUCCUCUAACACACCGCUGUUCUCCCCUCAGCCCCAGACAUCACCGAUCUCUAAUGAUUCUGUUGUUGUUGCUGGCACCGCAGCCGCGACCAACACCGCCAGUACGAGGCACAACGUCAGUGUCAAGUCGGAAGAUAUGUGCAUUGCACCACUAUCGCCCAUCUCAAGUCAUGACGGGCGUAGUAGAUCUCCCAUAAGAUCAACACAAAAUGUUUUACCAACAAAUUCCAGCACGCCCAGUAGUAGCGAUGUCUUAAGAGCGCUGCAAACGACGACGCGUCCUUUCAAAGCCUUUCCCCGCGAUCCCCUCGUUAUAGCUGCCAAUUUCGCCGCCACAGAUAUACUUCUGGACAUUCCGCGUACUGAAAGCUACAAGGAAUAUCGGAGUCGCAUGCUGAAACAAAUGAAAACAAAAAAUGGUGGCUCACUGACUGUCACCAAUCCCAAAAUGCGUCGUAUCAACACACGACGCAGCAGCAGUGGCAGCAAUAAUGCAGCUGAGUGUGUCAACAGUGAAGGUGAUGAACGUCAUGGUGUUGGAGCAGACGAAUCAAGUGAUUGCGAUUCCUCCAUUACCGGUUGUCAAGUGGAAACUAAUAAUAGUAAUAGUAAUGAUGACAAUAAUAAGAAUGAUGCCGCAAGCAACAACAGCUCAUCGGGUGGACAAGUAAAGGAUGCUGCUUACUAUGAGCGGCGACGUAAAAAUAAUGCUGCGGCGAAGAAAUCACGCGAUCGUCGUCGCAUUAAGGAAGACGAAAUAGCCUUACGUGCUGCAUUUUUAGAACGUCAAAAUAUCCAACUUCUCUCCCAAAUAACGACACUUAAGCAGCAGCUGGCCGCAUUCACAUCGAAGGCGGUGAGCGCGUGAACUGAAUGUGAAAAAAAUGGGCAGAGGGGUAGGCUUAAAUGGCGUCAAACGCAUCCGUAUUAAAUUUUAAUUGGGAAGAUCAUAAUGUCUAGUUAUUACAUACAUAUUUUCAAUUUGUAAAUAAAUGAUGAACUAAUUUUUAAUCAAGAGACUGUUUUAUUAGAUUAGAAUAAAUGCUGACACUCUCACCAGUGUCUGAUUGAGCUA
Ceratitis capitata (Mediterranean fruit fly) is the source of this 1838-nucleotide messenger RNA. RefSeq names its product protein giant (gene gt). The transcript is spliced from 2 exons. Bases 192 to 1631 code for a protein of 479 amino acids. Gene Ontology annotation, molecular function: RNA polymerase II cis-regulatory region sequence-specific DNA binding; DNA-binding transcription factor activity, RNA polymerase II-specific. Gene Ontology annotation, cellular component: nucleus. The record is from RefSeq and is a predicted model, not a curated record. Lineage: Eukaryota; Metazoa; Arthropoda; Insecta; Diptera; Tephritidae. Gene Ontology annotation, biological process: regulation of transcription by RNA polymerase II.